UCUCCUUAAUAAUGCCUCCCUCCCCAUCCCCUUCUCCUGCACCCUCCCCCGCCCCUCCUCUCCUCCUCCAUGCCUCCUCAUCUCCGCCCUCCCAGCUCCCCAUCGACUUCUCCCCUCCCCUCAUCGCCAUGGUCGUCGUCGUCGCCACCGCUUUCCUAAUCGUCACCUACUCCCGCCUCAUCUCCCGCCACCUCAUCCCCCCCAUCAUCCGCUUCUCCCGCCACUGGCGUCGUCACCGCCGCUCCUACCUCCCCUCCUCCAUCGGCGACCUCGACUCCCCUCCCUACGACUCCUCCUUCGACCCCGCCGACGCCUUCCACGUGUUCUCCCCCUACGGCCUCGACGAGUCGGUGAUCAAGACCAUCCCUCUCUCCCUCUACACCGCCAAAACCGCCCUCCGGAGCAAAGACUGCGCCGUCUGCCUGAUCGAGUUCGAAGACGACGAGUAUGUCAGAACCCUCCCGGUUUGUUCCCACGCUUUUCACGUCGACUGCAUCGACAUGUGGCUCCGCUCCCACGCCAACUGUCCCCUCUGCCGCGCCGGAAUAUUCCGCCCCGAGUCCCCCUUCAUUCCCUUGAUGGCCGCCAGAAUCCGGCCCAGCCUCGACGACGCGCUCCUCCGCAGCAUGGCACUCGAGCCGCUCGCGGAAACUCCGCCGCGGGAGUCGGAGACUUCCGCGGCGGAGAUCACUCCCUGCGCAACGGAGGAGCAGUCGCCGCGGAGGGCGUUUAGUUACUGGGAGGACAGAAUCAACGGAGGCGAUUUCGUCCUCAAGCGAUCGUAUUCGUUCGGAUUCGAGCGGAGCUCCGCCUCGGAGCGGAUGAUGGUGACGGAGCCGACGACGGCGUCGCCUUGGCGGUACCGGAGAGGCGGUGGCUUCUGGAGCAAGCGGCCGUCGCCGUUCGGGUCUCUGUCAAAGCCGCGGGUCUUCUCGUUCCGGUCGCACCGCGGCAUGAGCAUGAAGUCGCCGUUCUUCCGGCGAAAGGGCUUCUUCCCGUUAUCGGAGUCAAGCGCGAGAUUCUCCACCGGCGGGGGCUCCUCCCGGCGGACGAAGUCGAUGACGAGCCCGAUGUUCAUGAGGUCGUCGGCGUUGACCGCGGCGGCGUUCUCGUCGAGUCGCCUCCGCUGCGGCGACCCCGAGGCGCUACUGUCGCCGGAGAGGUUUAACAGAAGAUAGGAGAAGAACGUGGGGUUGGAAAAUUAAAAAAUUUGCGGAAGGACACGUGGA
Molecule: messenger RNA, 1229 nt
Organism: Argentina anserina (silverweed cinquefoil)
Lineage: Eukaryota; Viridiplantae; Streptophyta; Magnoliopsida; Rosales; Rosaceae
Product: RING-H2 finger protein ATL65
Exons: 1
Coding region: 12-1178 (388 amino acids)
Biological process (GO): protein ubiquitination
Molecular function (GO): transferase activity
Source: RefSeq, a predicted model, not a curated record